This is a messenger RNA of Argentina anserina (silverweed cinquefoil), 758 nucleotides long. RefSeq lists its product as uncharacterized. The coding region runs from base 123 to 758 and encodes 211 amino acids. The transcript has 9 exons. The record is from RefSeq and is a predicted model, not a curated record. Lineage: Eukaryota; Viridiplantae; Streptophyta; Magnoliopsida; Rosales; Rosaceae.
AUCAAAUGUAGGUUGAUGAUGAUGAGAUUUAUUGGACACAGAAGAGCAAAAGCAGUAAGCAGUUGGGGCAACGUGGUUCCAAUCGUGUGAUACCACAGUUAGUUCAAUGUUUUUUUAAUGCUAUGGUUGGACCACGAUCAUGGGCAGGACUCUUUAGCCGAUUAAGCAACAGAAGUAGUGAAAAGUAUGUUGACUACCCUCUGAGUCCUAUGCAGGAACUGAGACUUUUAAGGCUUCAAGAACGACUACAAGUACCUUUUGACGAGACACGCCCUGAUCAUCAAGAAGUGUUGAAAGCAUUUUGGCAUGCUGCCUAUCCAGAUGUUGCUCUCAGUGGUUUGAUCUCUGACCAAUGGAAGGAGAUGGGAUGGCAAGGUCCUAAUCCAUCAACUGACUUUAGGAGCUGCGGUGUUAUUGCCCUUGAGAACUUGCUGUUCUUUGCCAGAACUUAUCCUUUAUCUUUCCGGAGAAUAUUAUUCAAGCAAGGUGGGAGACGAGCAAUUUGGGAAUAUCCAUUUGCUGUUGCAGGCAUUAAUAUUUCAUUUAUGUUGAUUCAAUUGCUGGAUCUUUGGUCAACAAGACCAAGUCGUCUUCCUGGGAUGAAUUUUGUGAAGUUAUUGGGAGAAGAUGAAGCUGCCUUUGAUGUACUAUUUUGUAUAGCUUUCGAAAUGGUGGAUGCUCAAUGGCUUGCUAUGAAUGCAUCCUACAUGCAGUUUAAUGUUGUUCUGCAAGCAACGCGGGAGCAGUUGGAAAGAUAA